AUGAGUAGUCGGUUAACAGGGGGUAACCAAACGAAUACUAUUCACUGCUUUUGCGGUGCUGAGAAACCAAGUCUCUCUAACACCCCUAAGUUUCUAUUGGAGAAGAGGGGGCUGUCGUCCAGAUUAGAGGCGGCACUUCAUGCAGGCUUUGAAGUGGCGUUUACUGAUAGUGCGGAUACUGGCUGUGAUGGCACCAAAAUGGUCACAAGUAACUCCUCGGCCUCUUUCUCAAGGAAAUCAAAAGACAGAUCAGUGUUUGGACAGCCGGAGAUAAAUUACCAAAAUCAAAGUUUUCAUCGCAAUAAAGGCCAGAGUCUCGACUCAUUGGACACUCUGGACAGUGGACAGUCUAUGGGAAGUAGCUGUACAUCCGUCUCGGAAAUACAGCUAAGAAAUCUCGAAAUACAUGACCGAGAGUUCAUAAUACUACGGCUUCUGCUACCGAAGUUUGCUACACUAAGCGCGGUUAGCCUGUUCAGAAGGGUGUCGAGUGUCAGCGGCGACAGUCAGGGCGAAGAGCUCUACAGAUUUUCUAAGCUUUUUAUGAAAGAUUUUGUCACAAAAGUUUUCAACGAAAGCAAUGCCAUCACUUUAGAAGAAAAGGCAAAGUUUGGUGAAAUGUGUCGAACAGAGUUCGGGAGGUUAUGGUUCGCCAGAUAUAUCAAUGAACAGCGGGUUCACAACAAGAAAGUAAAAGAGACAACAUUUUACAGUUUAGCCCAAUAUUUCGCAAUCGUUUUAUUCGAGUGCUCGGAAUCCGAUGACUUCACGCCCGCCAAGACCCUCAUGAAUAUGUGUUUCACGUAUUAUCACGAAAACUACUCGCAGUCAUCGCACGCCUCCCGACCCCACAAGCAAUACUUGUAUUACGUACUGCGAGAACAACCCAUUUGGAGGUCUCUUCGCUUCUGGAACGCAGCCUUCUUUGACGCCCUGCAGUCCGAGAGGGCCCACAGACCCCCUCCCACUCAACGCCAACUCAACACAUUCAACACUCAAGACAUCACCGACGAGAACAAGUUUCAGCAAAACAUCACUUUCGGACAAUUGGGGUACGAAUUGGUUGAUAAAAAGUGUCUUAAUUAUGACUAA
This is a messenger RNA of Oppiella nova, 1092 nucleotides long. NCBI's taxonomy places the organism in Eukaryota, Metazoa, Arthropoda, Arachnida, Sarcoptiformes, Oppiidae. The record is from the annotation of a GenBank genome assembly.